UUGGACUGUAUAUGUCAACUGGGUUGUACUGAUUCUGUCUGCCUUUUAGCAUUGAUUCUGUCUGCCUUUUAGCAUUGAUUCCACACUUCCACUGGCUAUGGCUUCGUCGUCUUGUCUCGUCUCCUUCACCGCAAGCUUCCAGUCUAUUCCAUUCCCUUCACCCCUUGCAGAUACCUUCAUCAUGGACUGUCUCAAUAUCACACGCAACGAUCCAUCUGCAAUAUUUUCUACUUUCCCUGUGCAGGAUUUUACAGGAACGUGAUACCCCAGAGAGUCGGUGAUGAUCGAGGGUGAGGAGUCUCGUUCUCGAGGAUGACGCGGUGUAAUCGGUUCUGGGUUCUGCAGAUCCAAGGGUGUUUGGCAGUGCAGCUGUGCAGUUGCUUCCAUUUCUUUUUCAUUUACUUUCCUCACGCACGGAUUUGCGUACCGGGAAGACAAGUGUAGCUCAUGGAACACUAAACCUAGAGCCGCCUGAGCUGCAACUUAUCCUCUGAAAUGUGUUCCAUUCACCGACACUCCCAUCCUUUCGGAGUUCCUGCGAUUCUGCUCCAUUGUUGUUUGCAUAAUGGUUGCAGUCCAUCUUGAUUCUACCCUCUCAAGGUUUGUUCAUCGAAGCCCGGUUGUUCAAUUACCAUGACCAAGCCCUAACGCAAGACAUGGAUGGUCCGGCCACAGGGUGAGCACCCGGUAGUUAGGGGCAUUAGGUGACACACUGCGAACAUCUCGCAUCCCUCAACUUGGAACGAGAACCCGGUCAAAUGCUGUGGUGAACAUUGCCAAUCUGAGGGCGGACUGGCACUUGUCAGAACAGAAUGUGGUGUUUCCGUGGUAGUAAGUUCGAGGUCUCUCCAGCAAGUCGGGGCCCUGCGGAUGUCAGAAUCCCAUCGCUCGAACCGCACCACAAGGUUUUCCUGAGUCACAGUGGCUAUCAGAAGCCGUUUGUUGAGCAAUUAUGUGAAGAUCUAGUGGCGCAUACGUACAUCCCAUUUUUCGAUCAACGAAACGACAGCUUGCCCAAGGGCGAGAAAUUCGCUAAACUCAUAUUCGAUGCUGCACGACAAUGUCAUGUUGGAGUGGUGGUGCUUUCAGAGGAAUACCUGACUUCCAAGUGGCCCAUGCUAGAAUUGGUGGAAUUUUGCAAGGCUGCCGAUGAAAAGCGUAAAGCAGGGGAUCAGUUCGUGAGGGUGUUGCCUCUGUAUUACAAGCUAUCGAUCGGUCAAAUCAAAGACGAUUCGAAUAAAACGCGUUGGAGAAAGAAGUGGACAUCGUUUGCGAAGAAAGACAAAAGAAUCGAUCUGAGGGACUGGGAAAAUGCAUUGAAGCUGCUUCAGGAUGUGAAUGGUAUCAGUUUACCAGCAGAUGGGUCGGAGGUAUCCUACAGGAGAGACAUUGUCAAAAAAAUUUGGUACCUUUGCCCUCCACACGUGCCGUAUGAUCUUGACGAGAAGGAGGGCUGGGAGCGAAUAUGUAAGGUGUUAUCGGGCUUGUUUGUUGCUGACGAAGGUGUGGAGAAAUUGGGUAUUUACGGAAUGGGCGGCUUGGGAAAGACAACCAUCUGCAAAGGAAUGUGCAACUACUUUCAUGGACAUUUCUUUGGAAGGGUGUUUCACUUAGAACUAGUCAGUGGGCGUAAACAACUCGAUUUGCAGAAGCAGAUGUUGAAGACCCUGUUUCGACUUGGUGAUGACAUCCUCCAAACGGUGGCAUCCUCGGAUGAGGUGGUAACGUGCCUGAACAAACACGCGGGGACUCACCCAGUUCUCCUGAUAAUAGACAACGUGCAGGACGACCACGAUUCUCAAGAGGAAGCAAGAGGGUAUCUGAAAGCCAAGUUCUGUGAAGGCAGCAAAGUCGUAAUAACCUCUAGAAGCCGAGUGGCGUUGGAAAAGUUGCUUCCUGGACCUGAGUUCCGCAAGGCGAUGCCAGAACUAGAAAGGGAUGAGGCUGCAAGAAUAUUUCUGAGACGAGCAGUGAGGCAUGAGAAACGGCUGUUCUCACUCGAUCCCCGGGAAAACAAAGUCCUGGAUACCUGUCUUGAACAAUGCUCCUUUUCGAUGGAAGGUGAUUCUUGGCACCGGUCGAAGAAGAGGCAUGGGCGGCGUGGACAAUACCAUCCCUUGGCUUUAACUGCGUUAGCAUCAUAUUUGGAAAGGAAGGCCCAGGGAAACUCCAACUUGUCGCAGUGGGAGCCGCACCUUCGGGGUUUUGACAAACUCAAGCUGUCCAACGACUCCGAUCGCAUGUUCGGCAUUUUAGGCAUGCAGCUAAGAACUUUCACGAAGCCGAAGAAGCUGUUGUUCUUCGACGUGGCGAUCUAUUCACGUGGUGAGGUGGAGUUGGACCUGACCUCAGUGGAUGGAUGGUGUGAUUGGUUGGCCAUGGUGAACCCAGAUAUGGGUGAAGAGGAAUUGAAGAGCGAGUUAGAUGACCUGAAGGACGUGGGCAUCAUCGACUGGGGAUACUCGACAAUAGCUAUUCAUGAGCUUUACAAGGAAUACGCCGAAUGGUGUUUGAGUAGAUGGGGUAGAGAGGCAGAAAAUUUGCAUGAAGAGGUGUGGUGUGUGCGCCACAAACCGUCGUACGGCAAGUCAUUACCUCGAGCACUGGAGCGGAGAGCUCCAUCGGGAUGGUGGCCAGACUUGGAAAGGCUGUGGUUGGAAGGAAUGAAGACGGCUUGCCCAAUCUCUGCACUCGAAGUGCAGGAAUGGCGUAACGUUGUGGUGCUGCAACUUCACAAUUGCAGCUCCGUGAGAGAGCUUGACCUUCACAUGUUUUGCUGUGUUCGGCAUCUGGAACUGAUCGAUAUGGAGAACUUGGAAACUGUGCAGUUUCAUGCCACCAAGAAUGCAGGCGAUAAUCGCGACGGACAAAGUACUGGUAGUCAGGUCGUCGAAAGUACUGGUAGUUCAGAAUGCAAGGAUUUGAGUGAGCAGCCCAAUUAUCUGCAGAUUGUGAUGAUGAAAAGCCUUAGCAGUUUGAGGAGAGUAUCCAGCUUUAGAUCACCCAUUCCAUUGCAGAAGUUCGUUUUGAGAGAAUGUCCAAGCUUAGAGGAGUUUCCUUCGUUUCAGAUGUGCACAAUGCUGGAUACCCUGGAGUUGGAUUGGACGUCUAGGGUGGAAGACAAACCCAUAAACCUAAGCACGUUAAGUGCCUUACGGACUCUCAUCAUUAAGAAUUACCUUGGUUACUUUGGAACGGCACUUUAUUUCCACAUAGAGGGCCUUGGUUCUUUAACACAGCUUGAAAACAAUCUUAUAUUGGUUAAUGUUCCUGUGCGGAGCUUGGCAGGGCUUGACAUGCUAACAAAACUUCGUAACCUGUGCCUGGAUCAGUGCCAUUUCUUACAAGAGCUUGAGGGGUUGGAUUGUCUCUCUUGCCUGGAGUCGCUAGUUGUUUCUUACACCAAGGUGGAAAAACUUGCGGGAUUGGACAAGCUUUUGCAGCUCCACUCUCUCGAUUGUUCCUGGUGCCAGGAGCUGGUGUGGUUGCCAGAUCUGGACAACUUGCCGAAGCUAAAAUUGCUGUCCACUAGGGGAUGCAUGAAGCUAGAAAAGUACCCUCUGGUCCCGAGAUACCCAUUUGCUCAUUUGAGGGAUCCAACUUGCGCGAUAUGUGACAAACCCCAUUGCAGCUGCUAUGCCGAUCCUUUUGAGAGCCUCGACAACGAAGGUGAGGAAAUGAGGUUUAUGUUUAGUUUCGAGCCUUGAAUUCUAAUUUCUUGUUACAGCUUGUAAAAAUAAUAAUUAUUAUUAGUAUUAUAUUUUUUAUGUGAUCAUUUAUUCUAAAUGAAUACGUCGUAAUAAAUUAAGCUAUUUCAUAAUUUCUAAA
Physcomitrium patens is the source of this 3828-nucleotide messenger RNA. The record is from RefSeq and is a predicted model, not a curated record. NCBI's taxonomy places the organism in Eukaryota, Viridiplantae, Streptophyta, Bryopsida, Funariales, Funariaceae.